AUGAAUAAGUAUCCAUUUGGCUCGAGUAACAAUCCCAACAAGGCGUAUUACGCGUACGGCCCAAGAGGUGUUGCUGAUUUCGAUUUGGAAUCAGCAACAACAACAACCACCGUCAGAAAAUCUCGAAAGCCCAAGAACUCGUUCCCCAAAAUGAUCAAAUCUCUCGGGAAUCGUCUUCACCACCUGCUCAAACUGCAUCCGGUUCUGUUCCUCAUCGUUCUCUUCUCGUUCGGGGUCACACUCCUCUUACUCCUCUCGUCGUCGAUCUACGGGAGCAGUUUCCGAUCAACAGUCACUGCUUCCGCUUACAAGAGGACCACCGAUCUGGAUAACGAGCUUUACCCGUUUGCUCAUCUUAAAAGCCUCGUGAUGGUUGCUGGGCACUCUGUUUACACGAGCAGCGACUGCGGGAAGAUCGAGAGAGAGGAGUCGUGGUUCUUGGAGUCUUAUCAGAAGCAUCCAGGUCAAGCUGCGACGUUCUUGAGCCAUAUACAAGAAGGCGUUGAAGCUGCGGGUAGAGAUGAUGAGUCUCUGCUUCUCUUCAGUGGAGGAGAGACUCGUAAAGAGGCAGGACCUCGCAGUGAAGCUCAGAGUUAUUGGAGUGUCGCUGAGUCUAAAGGAUGGUUCGGGAAGAAGGAUGUGAGAUCGAGGGCGUUGACGGAAGAGCAUGCAAGAGACAGCUUUGAGAAUCUGCUCUUUAGUGUUUGUAGAUUCAGAGAGCUCACUGGCUCUUACCCAAAGAACAUCACAGUAGUGAGUUAUGAUUUUAAAGAGGAGAGGUUUGCGAAUCUGCAUCGUUCGGCGAUGAGGUUUCCGGAGUCAAGAUUCUUGUACGUGGGAACUCCGGCGUCUGUUUCGUCGAAAGAAGCCGCGCUAAAAGGAGAGGCUAUGGUUAGAGCUCAGUUUCAAGAAGAUCCAUACGGAUGCGUUGGCUCGCUUUGGCGUAAGAAGCUGAAGCGUGACCCUUUCCACAGGACUAUACCUUACCCUAGUGGUUGCCCUGAGAUUGGAGCAUUGUUCAGGUACUGUGGCUCAGCUACUUUCCCUGGCUCUCUCCCAUGGGACUGA
Molecule: messenger RNA, 1068 nt
Organism: Microthlaspi erraticum
Lineage: Eukaryota; Viridiplantae; Streptophyta; Magnoliopsida; Brassicales; Brassicaceae
Source: the annotation of a GenBank genome assembly